CAUUUUCUUUUCUUUCUUUUCAAUGCUUCAUCGUCUUCCACUGCAUUUGUUAGCAACUAUAUAUGCAUAUAUACAUACACAUAUAUACAUAGUACAUAUUGCAUAUACUGUACCUUUGAUUAUGUUUCUCACCAAAAACUUUCAACCAAAGCUUGAGAGCCACUUUGGAAUGUUUUGCCUCUGAGACUUACUGACCUGAUUGGCUGGUUUCUGUUAUAAAUAAAAACCGUAGAAGAGAUGCCUAUUUAUGAGCAUGAAUCCGAUUUUGUUCGGUGGGGUCUUGGUCUAUUUAACAUUGAUGAUGAUCCGGUCCUAAAUUAUGGAUAUUACGGUGAUGACAUCUACCGCAGACAGUCUUAUGGGGCUCAUUAUGAUAUAGAGCAUAACAAUGUUGAGAAUGAUGAGAUCAUUGCGCAUACUCUUCAAGAAGAAUUUUCGCGUCUUGAUGUCGCGGAAUCCUCUGGAUACUCGCAUGGAGGAGGGGAGCAGUUACAAGCGCCCACUCUCGUGCACGCUUGGCAGAGUCCACAGAGGAAUUAUCCUUCCGGGGAUUAUGGGCAUGGAGAAAGUGCGGUGCCUUCUAGUUCAUGUUCUAGCCCCGGUGAUCAAGAUGAGUAUUUGCACUCUCUUGAGUUAACUGAUGAAUAUGAACAAGAUGAUGGAGUCUACUGGAAAUUUGAUCAGAUGGUCCCGUGUCCUCAUAUUCCUAGGAUUAAUGGGGAAAUUCCUUCAAUUGAUGAAGCGACUUCAGACCAUCAACGACUGCUCGACAGAUUGGAAUCGCUUGGCUUUAUUGAACACAAGGUUCAAGGGGAUGGAAACUGUCAGUUUCGUGCUCUCGCGGAUCAAUUGUAUGACACGCCUGAGAAUCACAAGAAUGUGCGACGUCAAAUCGUGAAUCAGCUCAAGUCUCAUCCAGAGAUCUAUGAGGGUUAUGUUCCUAUGGGAUAUGAUGACUAUUUGGAGAAGAUGUCCAGGAGCGGCGAAUGGGGUGAUCAUGUCACAUUGCAAGCAGCUGCUGAUGUGUAUGGUGUUAAAAUUAUUGUCAUGACUUCCUUCAAAGACACCUCUUGUAUAGAGAUUCUUCCCAAAUUCCAGAAGCCAAAACAAGUAAUUUGUUUGAGCUUUUGGGCAGAGGUGCAUUACAACUCAAUUUAUCCUCAGGUUCAAGGAGGAGAUACAUCAUCAGGCGAGUGUAGAAAGAGGAGAAAAUGGUGGAUUUUUGGCAAUAAGCAUUAGAAAUUCUGGCCUGCAUUGAAUGAGUUUCAAGUCUGCAUUAUCCCUUUGUAAAAACUUAUUAGCAUUCUUUUUUUCCCCAUAUUUCCCCCUUCUUGAAUUUUCUUUGUAUUAUCUUCAAAAUGGCAUGCUAAUGUUGGAUAUACACAUAUAUAUUUUUAUUAAAGUAAUUACAAAAUGAUGUUCCAUUUACACA
Messenger RNA from Morus notabilis, 1432 nucleotides. RefSeq lists its product as uncharacterized. Lineage: Eukaryota; Viridiplantae; Streptophyta; Magnoliopsida; Rosales; Moraceae. The record is from RefSeq and is a predicted model, not a curated record. Gene Ontology annotation, biological process: protein deubiquitination. Bases 238 to 1239 code for a protein of 333 amino acids. Gene Ontology annotation, molecular function: cysteine-type deubiquitinase activity. The transcript has 11 exons.